AUGUGUGAACGAGGUGGCUAGCUUUCAAUACCAGAACACUUCCCAACUACUCCAUUAAUUGAUUGCACCCACCAUACGAUGCCGUUUCCCUAUCCUUUACCAUUAAUAGAAUAAUCGCUGUACAGUGUUUUUCCACUUUUAUUCGUGCUAUCAUCACUGGCUCCCAUUUUAUCCGACGGCCAAGAAACUCAUAUAUUUGCAAAGAGUUCUGCUCUGGGACGACGUGGUUGAUUCUGAAUUUGAAACCCUUCCUGUUGGGAAAUGGGCGGAGGCAAUGGCCAGAAGUCUAAAAUGGCCCGGGAGAGAAACCUGGAGAAACAAAAGUCAUCAAGAGGAAGUCAGCUGGAAACAAACAAGAAAGCCAUGACAAUACAGUGCAAGGUAUGCAUGCAGACAUUUAUAUGUACAACUACAGAGGUGAAGUGCAGGGAACAUGCAGAAGCAAGGCACCCAAAAUCUGAUGUAUAUGCUUGUUUUCCUCAUCUUAAGAAAUGAUUCCAAACUCAUAACCCCACAAUCAAUCAACUUUAGCUUUAUCCUCCCUUCUCAUCUCUCUUUUUCAAUAUUAAAAACUUUCCCAAAUGCUCCUAGAGGCUACACGCCUUUCAAUGUAAUAACAUAUGCUUGUCUUGUUGUCAAAGUAUAUAUAUCUAUUGAUAAAGCUCCAACAUUUCCAUCU
Benincasa hispida (wax gourd) is the source of this 679-nucleotide messenger RNA. RefSeq lists its product as uncharacterized. NCBI's taxonomy places the organism in Eukaryota, Viridiplantae, Streptophyta, Magnoliopsida, Cucurbitales, Cucurbitaceae. The record is from RefSeq and is a predicted model, not a curated record.